Molecule: messenger RNA, 596 nt
Organism: Gilbertella persicaria
Lineage: Eukaryota; Fungi; Mucoromycota; Mucoromycetes; Mucorales; Choanephoraceae
Exons: 2
Coding region: 12-335 (107 amino acids)
Source: RefSeq, a predicted model, not a curated record
CUUUAGAAGGGAUGGUUCAUAUUUUAUGUGAUAUACAUCUCACAGCUCUAUUCUUCUCUUUCUUCAUCUUUCCCAUAUUUUGUUGUAUAUAUUUUUUUGGUCUUAUACCACGUAAUAUUAAAAAAUAUAGCAAGAUGAUGAAAUUUUACGACUUCAUAAAUAGGGAACCAGCUCUUCUACUGCCACUAUUUGCAAAGAUUGUAAUAAAACUGGCCAUUUCUCUAAGGCAUAUUGCAAAUGGAUUACCUACUGCAGGUAACGGCGAGUAUUUUUAUUUCUUUGAAAAUGAAAAGGUUUAUGUUGCAAUGCAGCUGGUAUCAUUUGGCGUUACUUGAAAAAAGAGAAGCUGCUGGUGACCUUAUUGUGACAAUUAAUGAAUUCAAGACCUCAAAAAAAAUGAGACUGAUGCUUUGGGUAUCAAAUGGAGAUAGUCUACUUGUCUGUAAAACAUGUAAUAUAUUAUGGCAACGCGAAGUCAACGCUGCAAAGAAUAUAAUGAAAAUCUCUUUUGUAAUAUGAAAAGACUUGGGCAAUCUAGAAGCUUAUUUUAGAGGUUAUUUAUACGUAUCAAAUUCACGAAUUGCCGUAUUAAACAC